Molecule: messenger RNA, 1128 nt
Organism: Colletotrichum fioriniae
Lineage: Eukaryota; Fungi; Ascomycota; Sordariomycetes; Glomerellales; Glomerellaceae
Gene: IDH1
Product: isocitrate dehydrogenase (NAD(+)) idh1
Biological process (GO): isocitrate metabolic process; tricarboxylic acid cycle
Cellular component (GO): mitochondrion
Molecular function (GO): magnesium ion binding; NAD binding; isocitrate dehydrogenase (NAD+) activity
Source: RefSeq, a predicted model, not a curated record
AUGCUUUCCCGAGGAUCCGCCCGCACUGCGCAGAUUCUGCGCACCGCGCAGCCCGCGCGCGCCUACGCCACGGUCGGCUCUGACAUCUUCAAGCCUACCAAGUUUGGCGGCAAGUACACGGUCACGUUGAUCCCUGGUGACGGUAUCGGUGCCGAGGUCGCCGAGAGCGUCAAGACCAUCUUCAAGGCCGACAACGUCCCCAUUGAGUGGGAGCAGGUCGAGGUCUCUGGUCUCAACACCACUACCCCCGAGAAGACUGAGGACCUCUUCCGCGAGUCCGUCGCCUCUCUCCGCCGCAACAAGCUCGGCCUCAAGGGUAUCCUGCACACUCCCAUUGAGCGCUCCGGCCACCAGUCCUUCAACGUCGCCAUGCGCCAGGAGCUCGACAUCUACGCCUCCAUCUCCCUCAUCAAGAACAUCCCCGGCUACCAGACCCGCCACGAGGGUGUCGAUCUCGCCAUCAUCCGUGAGAACACCGAGGGUGAGUACUCUGGCCUGGAGCACCAGUCUGUCCCCGGUGUCGUCGAGUCCCUUAAGAUCAUCACCCGCGCCAAGUCUGAGCGCAUCGCCAAGUUCGCCUUCAACUUCGCUCUGGCCAACAACCGUAAGAAGGUCACCUGCAUUCACAAGGCCAACAUCAUGAAGUUGGCUGACGGUCUCUUCCGUUCCACCUUCCACCGUGUCGCCAACGACUACCCCACCCUCGAGGUCAACGACAUGAUUGUCGACAACGCCUCCAUGCAGGCUGUUAGCAAGCCCCAGCAGUUCGACGUCAUGGUCAUGCCUAACCUUUACGGUGGCAUUCUGUCCAACAUUGGCGCUGCCCUCGUCGGUGGUGCUGGUAUCGUCCCCGGCUGCAACAUGGGCCGUGAUGUUGCUGUCUUCGAGCCCGGUUGCCGUCACGUCGGUCUCGACAUCAAGGGCAAGGACCAGGCCAACCCCACUGCCCUGAUCCUGUCCGGUGCCAUGCUUCUCCGUCACCUUGGCCUCGACGACCACGCCAACCGCAUCUCCCAGGCCAUCUACGGCGUCAUUGCCGAGGGCCAGGUCCGCACCCGUGACAUGGGCGGUGAGGCCACCACCCACCAGUUCACCAAGGCCAUCCUCGACAAGAUGGACACCUUGUAA